UGUUGGAGUUAUAUUUGUAGUUAUUUGAAUUGUCAGGAGGGAUACCGGCGGGAUGAUCGUGAGGGUGCCGGCCCGCCGAGCAGGAAACAUGGAGAUUCCGCCCGACGACGGAUACACCUGGAGGAAGUAUGGCCAGAAAGAGAUCCUGGGAUCCAAAUUUCCAAGGAGUUACUACCGGUGCACCCACAAGAGCUACUAUGGUUGUGAGGCAAAGAAGCAAGUCCAGAGGCUCGACGAUGAUCCAUACACAUACGAGGUCAAGUACUGCGGCACCCAUAGCUGCCAGACCUCCACCGCACCACUCCUCAUCCCCUCCAUGGCACCCACCAACGACAACAGCAGCAGCAACCCACAAGGGGAAGCCCUGAUGCCCGAGGCUCCCGCACAGCCACAUUCUUCCCUACUCGCUUCAACCGAACUGGGUAUCUGGUUCUCCAGGGAGUUCGAGCAUGGCCAAAGGGAAACCCAACCCCUCAUCGUUCCUCAUGGUGGGGAGGGCAGCAGCACACAAGCUGGACCUUCUCACUUGCAAGGUGGAAGGGAGGUCGACUGUCCCGUGGCAGACCUGGCCGAUGCCAUGUUCAAUUCAGGCAGCAGCGGGAGCAGCAUGGAUGCUUUCUUCUCGCAACCGUCGCAAGACAAUUGAAGAGAAAAAGAGGCAGAUAUGAAGCCAUUAGAACGUCAACGCCAUUUUCUAACCUCUUUGUAUUUCCAGGAUUAGAACAUUAGGAGUAGGACGGGAUUCACAUGAUUCUUUUUUAGCCACCCUUCUGGCUUUGGUUAAGUCGCAAGUGCCUUGUACUACGAUCGAUGAGGUGUGCUGCAUGUUAUACAUAACAAUUUUGUACCUCCGGAUUAGAAAUUUGAACGAAGAAGUUGAAAUAUUGAGUUU
Molecule: messenger RNA, 892 nt
Organism: Phoenix dactylifera (date palm)
Lineage: Eukaryota; Viridiplantae; Streptophyta; Magnoliopsida; Arecales; Arecaceae
Biological process (GO): regulation of DNA-templated transcription
Cellular component (GO): nucleus
Molecular function (GO): transcription cis-regulatory region binding; DNA-binding transcription factor activity
Source: RefSeq, a predicted model, not a curated record